UUCAUAACACUCCCAGGCGCAGGUGUAGACCAGGCUACCUAUUCAUAUGCUCUGCACUCAUCUUCGAUCAAUACCUACACAUCGAGACCAAGGGGCUUCGGGAGGAAUUACCAGCCGGAGAAUGGUUUCGCAAUGUUAAUUGAUAUUUGGUGCGGUUAUUUUGUUCUCUCUCAUCCAUACUUCCCGAGCGCAAAUGACUUGACAUGGAUUGUGGUCGCAGUUAGGGACUUUAUUUGUGGAAAAUAGAGGAAGAAUUGAACACGAUGACUGACCAGUACAGUAUGUUUCUUACCACCGCUCCCCCUCUGAGAAGAGGAAGCACACCUCUACCAAUCAAGCACCAGCUGAGGCGGGAGGAGGCCGUAUCAGAGGACCGUGAUUGGAUAGCAGGGAUUGACGAACCAUCCACACUGCCAAUCAGUGACACUGUUUGCCAGGAUGAAUCAUUUGGUCAGGCGGCGGAGGGGUAUCAUGGGAGUGCUAUAAGGAUCGUACUACUUGGGCAGAAUGGGGUUGGAAAAUCAUCGCUGGCUCUGUCCCUGGCUGGACUGUCAGACAGAUCUCUGUCGGUGGACUCUGAAACAGCCUGUGGAGAAGGCUACGAGCGCACAGUGUCCGUUGACGAUGAGGAGAGUUCAGUGAUCAUUUAUGACAACUGGAAACAGGACCUGUCCACGCUGCAGUGUGAGGUGGUUGUCCUGGUGUUCUCGGUGACUGACAGGAGGAGUUUCCAGCGCACUGCACAGCUCCGCCUCAUCCUCAGGGAGUCACUGCCCCACACUCCCAUCAUCCUCGUGGGCAACAAGAGUGACCUUGUCCGUUGUCGAGAGAUCAGCACAGAGGAGGCCCACUCCAGUGCCAUGAUAUAUGACUGCCAAUAUCUGGAGCUGUCUGCCUCCCUGGACCACGGUACCACCGAGCUGCUGGAGGGGGCAGUGAAGGCUGCCAGGGGUGACUGUGUGGGGCCAGGCUGGACGGAGGGGGACCCCGGGGCGGGGCGCAGGGAGAGCCUGACCAGCAAGGCCAAGCGCUUCCUGACUGGCCUGGUGCCACGCUCCUACGGCCGAGGAGACAGGGACCGAGGCCAAUACAGGGAGAUGAGCAGACACCGGGGCAGCAAGAUCCUCCGACAGAAAUCACGCUCCUGCCAUGACCUCAGUGCAAUGUGACACACCAGACAGACAGAGAGAGGGGAUGGGAGGUGUGUGAAAAGGGGAAAGAAUGAAGGAGGACAACGGGGGAUGGGAGAUAAGUAAUGGAAGGGGAAAGGAAGAGGAGGAUGGUGAGAAGUGUAGAGGAAGAAAGACUAGUGGAAGAUACACAAAGGAGAGCGAGAGAGAGAGAGAGAGAGCAGAGGACAACCUGGUUAGAAAUGAGGCAGUACCUGAGGGGGAGAGAAUGAAAGAGAGGUGAAGUCAUCGGAAUUGCAAGAUGAGAUGGAUAUGAGACGACUCAUAACGCAAUGAGAGAGAAAAAAACUAUGAAGAGUGAUAUUGGAGAAAGAUUAAUGAAUCAAGUAGGAAAACGGUGAUUGGAAAAUGUGCAAGAUGGAAAAGAAUUGGUCACAAAUUAAUACACCCAAGAGGCAUGUAGUGUCUGAUUAUGUAGAGACUGAUAGAGAUCUAAUGUAGACCUAAUGAUUAUGUAGAGACUGAUAGAGAUCUAAUGUAGACCUAAUGAUUAUGUAGAGACUGAUAAGAUCUUCAAUGUAGACCUAAUGAU
Salvelinus sp. IW2-2015 is the source of this 1722-nucleotide messenger RNA. Its product is annotated as GTP-binding protein REM 2-like. Lineage: Eukaryota; Metazoa; Chordata; Actinopteri; Salmoniformes; Salmonidae. Gene Ontology annotation, cellular component: plasma membrane. The record is from RefSeq and is a predicted model, not a curated record. Gene Ontology annotation, molecular function: GTPase activity; GTP binding; calcium channel regulator activity.